ACUUAAAAAAGCUCAACUGGACCCCGCUUUCCAGAAACUGCUCGUCCGAUCUCAAGAGCGCCGCCUCCGCAGUCCCCCCCAAGGCCCCAACCCCGUCGACGCGGCGGCCGCGCCCCCAUCGCUCGUCGGCGUCUCAUUUCUCGAGGUGAAGCAGCAGAAUGGGUCGGAAGGCUGGUGCUUUGUACAUAAACCCAAAGAAGUUUGGUGCUGUUGCAAAGCCUUGCAUGGUAGAAAUGGUGGCCUUCCUCAACUGCCUGGCCUUAAACAAACAGGAAGAUGACAAGUGCGUGAGGCAGAAGGAUCUCUUGGUUAUGUGCACUCAGACCCAGAAAGGGAAGCCAAAGAACGCCGCAAAGACCAUCAAUUACCAUCUGCAGCGACUUGGGCGAGACAAGUUCCUCUAGGUUCAAUGGUUUUGAGAUCAUUUUCUCAUCAAGCUCGCUGCCUUGUAUUGAGGGCCGGAGGGCAAUUUUUCUCUCAAAGUAUUUUUACUAAAACGGGGCAGUAAUAUGUUUGUUUACAUUGGACAAAUGGUCAGCCAAUAAUUCUAUGUCAAACAUUAAUGUAUCAGUAGUAUAUUGAUAUGGUUUGCUUCUCUUGCUA
This is a messenger RNA of Setaria italica (foxtail millet), 603 nucleotides long. RefSeq lists its product as uncharacterized. NCBI's taxonomy places the organism in Eukaryota, Viridiplantae, Streptophyta, Magnoliopsida, Poales, Poaceae. Gene Ontology annotation, biological process: mitochondrial translation. The record is from RefSeq and is a predicted model, not a curated record. The coding region runs from base 159 to 404 and encodes 81 amino acids. The transcript has 3 exons. Gene Ontology annotation, molecular function: structural constituent of ribosome.